Messenger RNA from Protomyces lactucae-debilis, 1433 nucleotides. Its product is annotated as alkaline ceramidase-like protein. Bases 446 to 1306 code for a protein of 286 amino acids. Gene Ontology annotation, biological process: ceramide catabolic process; ceramide biosynthetic process. The transcript has a single exon. Gene Ontology annotation, cellular component: endoplasmic reticulum membrane. The record is from RefSeq and is a predicted model, not a curated record. NCBI's taxonomy places the organism in Eukaryota, Fungi, Ascomycota, Taphrinomycetes, Taphrinales, Protomycetaceae.
GCGAACAACUCGGCAGGCCUGCUAUGAUGGAUCCAGCGCCUCUUGGAACAGUAGUGCUUGCAAUCAAGGCAAGCCGCCGUCUCAGUCACGAUCAUACGCAGAUGCAUCCCGAAGGACUUGCUCUCAUCAAGGAAGUGUACAAACGCGUGCGCAGUGCACGCAGGAAGCGGUCUGGUCUCUGGUCGCCGGAUGUGCAAAAGCUGCUGUACCCCGGGACCUCUCUUGCUCUGUAGCCAGAGACUGCUCUCUACAUGUCCAUGCUCGCUAUGGCCUCCCUCCAGCACAUGCAUCCUCCUCAAGACGGGCCCCCGGCAGUGGCGACUUUUGCCCUGAAGGAGCCCCGAGGAAAUCUUGGAAAAGCCAAGACAUCCCAACACACAUCAAAGCGCACACCCUCCCGGCAGCGGCCCUCACCAGAGACAACCAGGCGACGGUCAGGUCCGUCAUGGCACGCUACUUCUCCAUACCGUACACAAAAACACCGAAGCGCAAAUACUUUUGGGGCCCGGUCACUGCAAGUAUCGACUGGUGCGAGGAGAACUACGUCGUCUCGCGGUACAUCGCAGAGUUCUGCAAUACAACGACCAAUGCCAUCUUCAUCAUCCUGGCAUCCAUCGCCAUACGCAACGCUAUCCGCUGGCACUAUGAGCGACGCAUUUUGUUGACCUCGGUCGGCUUUCUCACCGUCGGUCUCGGCUCUUGGCUCUUCCACAUGACACUCAAGUACGAGUUUCAGCUUCUGGAUGAGCUGCCUAUGAUCUGGACAACGCUGAUUAUGUUCUGGGGCAUCUUUGACUACGGACUUUCGCGCGCCUAUUCGCUGUUGCUUGCGGCGGGGACAACCUUGCUUGGCGCCGGUGUCACUUGGUACUACCUCGUCAACAAGAACCCAGUCUUCCAUGAGUUUGCUUAUGGUCUCAUCACUGCCGCUGUACUCUUGCGCUCCUGGUAUCUCGUCCACAAGCGCGUCGACAAGGAAGACUUUGAAGCUCGGGACGACCUCAAGUACUCGGCAACUUGGGGCGCCGUUACUUUUUUGACUGGGUUUGCUCUUUGGGGUAUAGACCGCGGCCAGUGCUCCAACUUGACCCACGCAAAGCAUGUGAUUGGUAUGCCAUGGGGUUUCCUGCUCGAGCUGCAUGGCUGGUGGCAUUUGCUGACAGGAACGGGCGUUGCGCUGUACAUUGUCUUCCUUACACAGCUGCGUCUUCACCUUACGGGCCGCCAGGAUGAGUUUGAGAUUCGCUAUGUCUUGCGCUUCUGGCCUGUCCUCGAGCGCAAGCAUGAACGCCUGUUGCGUGAUUGAUUCAGGGUCGGCGAAACAAACGGGCGAAUUUGUUGCGCCGCUUGGGUGGAUGGAGAAGACGCUGCAGGCUGAGGCAGACAUUAUCUGCGCUGCGCAAGAUCUGACGAAGGUCGGCGAGGAGCUGAUG